UUUGUUCGAGGGUGGUCGUUUGCUCUCUCUCGUGGACACGAGGCUUGUAAUUUCAUGCGCGGCAGCAGAAGUGGAGAGGGUGGUGAUGGUUGCUCUUCACUGCACGCAGGCCUCUCCCUCGGCACGGCCAUCCAUGAGUAGCGUCGUUGGCAUGCUCCUGGGAAACCUCACCGUCACCACGGAAGUCGUCAAGCCAGGAUUCAUUCGCGAUCUCAGGAACUCGCAACGAAGACUUUGCACUAGCAACAAAAGUGUUUUGCGUGUGUGCCCGUCUUCCUAGGGCUUUCUUUCUAGGAAUGUAAUUUCGAUGAUAGCAUGGCGACGGUGACCUUGCUGCUACAUUUUGUUCCAAGCUCAAGAACAAGCAUAACAGCGUCAAGGAACCGCCAAAGGUCGAACAAAGUUUCUGGCGAUAAGCCAGCACAAGAAAAGCUUUCAAUCCCAGCGCCAUCGGAAGCACGAGAAAGCCCAGUAGCGUCUAAGGCAACGGCAGCACCGGCAAAGCGAGAAGCUGUGCUCAAUGCUUGUUUCCUCACGUCUGCUGGACUCGCCGCGGCAGGCUUGGCUCUCCGGCAGGCCUCUCAUUCUCUGGAAUUUCUGUCGAGGGAUUGUACAAGUUUGCUCGGAUAUGAGAUUCAUCCGUGGCAUUUUGGAGCAACUAUAGGCCUUGUAGCGUUUAUAUCUGCGCUACGACUGGGAUUGCUGGCGACCUGGCCAGACUUUGCUCAGUCGACCAAGACUGCGAACGAGCGGGUUCUGUCAUCCCUGGGGACGUGGGACUGUGCCGCAGUCGCGUUCUCCUCCGGCGUGGGUGAGGAGCUUUUGUUUCGAGGUGCAUUGCUACCACUUGUUGGAAUGGAUGCCAAGGGAGUUUUCGUCUCUGGAAUUGUUUUUGGAGCCCUGCACGUUACAGGUGGUAGAAACAUUGCCUUCGCAACAUGGGCGUCUUUCGUUGGGCUGCUUUACGGCUUUGCAGCCGUGUGGACAUCGGACUUAUGCGUGCCUAUGCUUGCUCACUCGUCUGCAAAUCUGGUAGCCGCUCUGUACUGGAAGUAUAAUAACGCCCGAGAAAAUCCUCGACUUGAUGUUUGACGGGUUUGUCUGAAUCCUCGUACUGUUCUCCAUCUUUUCAAUUUCUUGGUUUGACAUCUAUAACUGUAUAGCCGGAAGCUGACUGAGAGGCAUCUAUCAUGUCCAAGGAUGUCAUCCGCAAGGCGUUCAUAUAUAGAUAGAUAAGUAUGCGUCAAAGGAGCUUGCUUUCUUUCUAGCUCUAGCUUUCGGCACAAAGCACAGACGAGGGAACUAAAAUUUGGAUUC
Messenger RNA from Selaginella moellendorffii, 1317 nucleotides. RefSeq lists its product as uncharacterized. Lineage: Eukaryota; Viridiplantae; Streptophyta; Lycopodiopsida; Selaginellales; Selaginellaceae. Gene Ontology annotation, molecular function: metalloendopeptidase activity. The transcript is spliced from 7 exons. The record is from RefSeq and is a predicted model, not a curated record. Bases 316 to 1092 code for a protein of 258 amino acids. Gene Ontology annotation, cellular component: membrane. Gene Ontology annotation, biological process: CAAX-box protein processing.